Magnolia sinica is the source of this 3062-nucleotide messenger RNA. RefSeq lists its product as uncharacterized. The transcript has 18 exons. Lineage: Eukaryota; Viridiplantae; Streptophyta; Magnoliopsida; Magnoliales; Magnoliaceae. Gene Ontology annotation, molecular function: protein phosphatase regulator activity; protein phosphatase binding. The record is from RefSeq and is a predicted model, not a curated record. Bases 316 to 2634 code for a protein of 772 amino acids.
UUCGGUCCCUCUCUCUCUUCAAACCUCCCAAUCUCUCCCCCAAAUUCAUUUUCGACCGUUGAUCUCUCGCUCUCUCCAUCUACCUCUAUCUUCUCCCUCCCUCUCUCGCUCUACACAUCUCUCCAUCUGAUUUCUCUGGAAAUCCAACGCUCUGCAAUGAAAUCGUAGGGUUUCUCUAUCUAUCUAGAGAUUGUGUUAUUUUUCUAUCUUCUUCUCUCCAUAUCCAUCUUUCUAUAGGUUUCUGGAGGUUUUCCAGCGGUCUGAUUGGCAGAUCUGAGAAUCUACAGCUAGAGAGAAUCAAUUCCGCCUGCAAAGAUGUUCUGGCGGAUGGCGGGGCUCUCCACCACUUCUCCGGUGGAGUUUAUUCUGGAUAAGGAAAACUAUACCUUGGAAGAGCUUCUUGAUGAGGAUGAAAUAAUUCAAGAAUGCAAAGCACUCAACGGCCGCCUAAUCAAUUUUCUACGACAAAGAUCUCAGGUCGAACAAUUGCUUCGAUAUAUUGUGGAAGAAGCUCCUGAGGAUGCUGAAAAGAGACGCACUUUCAAGUUCCCAUUUAUUGCCUGUGAAAUAUUUACUUGUGAAGUUGAUAUUAUACUCAAAGCAUUAGUAGAGGAUGAGGAGUUGAUGCACUUGCUAUUUUCCUUCCUGGAACCUGAUCGCUCACAUAGUUCAUUGCUGGCUGGUUACUUUAGCAAGGCUCAUCCCGAAAUUUUUCGCCAACUGGUUGAUCUGAUUGGCAUUACGUCCAUUAUGGAGGUCUUAAUACGCCUGAUGGGUGCUGAUGAACAUAUUUAUUCCAAUUAUAUGGACUCAAAGCAGUGGUUACAAGAUUCGGAUGUGCUUGAGAUGAUUCUGAAUAAGUUCAGCUCCUCAGAUUCUCCUGAAGUACAUGCCAAUGCAGCAGAAAUCCUAUGUGCUAUAACUCGGUUUUCUCCUCCUGGGCUUGCUGCUAAAAUUUCUUGCCCAAGUUUUGUGGGAAGAUUAUUCCGUCAUGCACUGGAAGAUUCAAGACCGAAGUCUGUUUUAGUCCACUCAUUGUCUGUAUGCAUAUCAUUGUUGGAUCCUAGGAGAUUAGCAACGGCUCCUUAUCAUUUAUUCCGAGGUCAGAUGGCUCAGGGAUCAUCAGCAACUGCUAAUCCUGAGACAGUGGAAGGCAUGCUGGAAAGCCUUGGUGAUUUACUCAAGCUUUUGGAUGUUUCUUCUGGUGAGACCGUCUUACUCACCACGUAUGGCAAGCUGCAGCCACCUCUUGGGAAACAUCGAUUGAAGAUUGUAGAGUUCAUCUCCGUUUUACUGACAAUUGGUAGUGAAGCUGCUGAAAAGGAACUGAUUCGACUAGGGGCCAUACAACAAAUUCUAGAUUUGUUUUUUGAGUAUCCAUACAAUAACUUUUUGCAUCACCACGUGGAGAACAUUAUAGUAUCUUGCCUGGAGAGCAAGAAUGGUCUACUUAUUGAUCACCUUCUACAAGAUUGUGAUCUUGUUGGGAAAAUUCUUAGAGCAGAAAAACAUUCCACAUUGUCAACUGAUUCAAACAAGCCAACAAUGCCCACUGAGGAAAGAUCACCUCCCAAAAUAGGGAAUAUCGGACACUUGACACGUAUAUCUAACAAGCUCGUUCAGCUGGAGAAUAACAACAGCAAAAUACAGGCACAUCUUCAGGAAAACAGCGAGUGGCUUGAUUGGCAUACAAAUGUCCUGCUUAAACGCAAUGCAGUUGAAAAUGUUUACCAAUGGGCCUGCGGGCGGCCAACUUCAUUACAGGAUCGAACUAGGGACAGUGAUGAUGAUGAGUUCCGAGAUAGAGAUUACGAUGUGGCAGCAUUGGCAAAUAACUUGAGCCAGGCAUUUCGUUAUGGCAUCUACAGUAAUGACGGCAUCGAAGAGGCACAUGGAUCGCUGGAACGAGAUGAUGAGGAUGUCUACUUUGACGAUGAAUCUGCUGAAGUUGUCAUAUCUUCUCUCCGUCUGGGUGAUGAUCAGGACAGUGGCUCUCUCUUCACAAACUCCAACUGGUUUGCUUUCGAGGACAACAGAGUUGUCAACGAGCGCUCGAGCGGCUCACUUUCUUCACCAUCUCCUAGCAUGGAGGAGACUGGGCCUAUGGGAAGCAGCAGCAGCAGCGACGAUGAGGUUGCGGUUGGUGGAGAUGAUGAUUUAGUCGACACAGCGAUGCCUUCAAAGGAGCCUGGCCCCGGGUCUAACCUGGAGAAGGUUGGAGAUGGAGUUUCAGACAAUGGCGUAAUUGAGGAGUUGAAGGAAGACACCAGACCGUCGAUUUCCAGCGAAGGCAACAAUCCACCUGAAUGGGUUGAAUGGAGAGAGACACCGGAUUCCGGCGACCGGUCCGAUGUGGACCUGCCUCCAGCCAUCACACCGAAUGGUGAGGUGGAAGUAGAAGCAAAAGAUCAGAAUUGUGAUGAGAUGGACACAGAUUCAGGUGGUCCUUCCCCAUCAUCUUGUGAUGUGGCAGCAAACAGGGGGAACGUGGAUGCCGGUGGCAGCGAGAACCCAAGUUCUGAACAAGCUGGGCCCAGUGAUGGUGAUCCGAGUUCCGAUGCAUCACCACCUGAGGGGGCCAAACAAGAUGUCAAGAAAACAGGCGGGACUGAAGGCGGAAGUGACGGGAGUUAAUAUCAAUAACCUGUGCAAGUUUGAGGAACCGAUCCGGCGGGGAAUGGCGGGCCACACUGCCUGCAGGUAGAAUCUCAUUGAUCAGUUAGUGUAACUUUAGAGCUCUUGUACAUCUUGGCCGAAGUGCUUGUUGUUUGGAAGAGGCUCUGAUGAUAUUCUUUCGCCGUCUAUGGUCGGGCACUGUAAAAAAAGGACCGAGUGGCCUCCCUCUAAAUGAAGCCGAUGGGCAAAGGGUGGGUACUAAUUCGACAUUCUAUUCCUUAUAACAUCUGUGCAAUUGAUAGGCCGCGGGCCGCCAAUGGACGUUUUAGUUAGAUGUUUUAUAUUCAUGAUCAUAAAUGGGUGGGUCAUCUCCCUCCUUGUUUUUUCUUUUAAACGGUGGAUAUUGUCGACUUUACUCCAAUGCGAAAGAAGGCUGGUUUCUUUAA